This is a messenger RNA of Melanotaenia boesemani (Boeseman's rainbowfish), 7323 nucleotides long. Its product is annotated as activin receptor type-2B-like. Gene Ontology annotation, biological process: cellular response to growth factor stimulus; protein phosphorylation; activin receptor signaling pathway. The coding region runs from base 431 to 1981 and encodes 516 amino acids. Gene Ontology annotation, cellular component: plasma membrane; activin receptor complex. Lineage: Eukaryota; Metazoa; Chordata; Actinopteri; Atheriniformes; Melanotaeniidae. The record is from RefSeq and is a predicted model, not a curated record. Gene Ontology annotation, molecular function: activin binding; activin receptor activity; ATP binding. The transcript is spliced from 11 exons.
AGGGAGCUGCACCGAGGCUGGAGAGACGGAGAAUAGAGGCGCGCUGAGCUGAUCUGAGGGCUGAGACUGUGGCCCCUUGCUGAACUGCGGCUGCUGUCCGUCCUGUGUGGCCCCCAACCUGCUGGGAACUUUCCCGUAGAACCGUGUUGCGUUUUCUAGGAGCAAGCAGGAGGAGAGGGGAGGUGGACGCAGUUGGCUGGAUUACUGCACACACACACACACACACACACACACACACACACACACACACACACACACACAAACACAGUCACACACGCAAACUGAUCUCCAGGAGCCCGGGGCCUGGCUGCGGGUCGCGGUUUUACGCAGCGUCCCGGACUUGUCUUUUAAAUGUUGGAGGAGGAUCCGGACGACAGCACGUGGAAAGCUGGCGGUGCAGCGGCGACCGCCUCCAACUAGAGCAGAGGAUAUGUGGCUGACCUGCGCGCUGCUGCUGGGGGCUCUGUGUGCAGGGCUGGGCCAUGGGGAGGCCGACACCAGGGAGUGUUUGUACUACAACGUCAACUAUGAGAUCGAGAAGACGAAUCAAAGCGGAGUGGAGCGCUGUGAGGGCGAGACAGACAAACGAUCGCACUGCUAUGCCUCUUGGAGGAACAACUCAGGCUCCAUCGAGCUGGUGAAGAAAGGAUGCUGGCUGGACGACUUCAACUGCUAUGACCGACAGGCGUGUGUAGCGACGGAGGAGAGUCCUCAGGUCUUCUUCUGCUGCUGUGAAGGAAACUUCUGCAACGAGAAGUUCACACACCUGCCUGAUGUCAGCGGACCACUGAUCAAUUCUCCGCCCAGCAGCAUUGAAGUGUUGAACAUGCUGAUCUACUGUCUUCUGCCCAUCACAAUGCUGUUCAUGGUUCUGCUCGCCGGGGUCUGGAUGUACCGACACCGAAAACCGCCGUAUGGACACGUUGACAUUGCCGAGGAUCCUGGUCCCCCUCCUGCAUCACCCCUGCUGGGUCUCAAGCCUCUGCAGCUCCUGGAGGUGAAGGCCAGGGGGCGCUUCGGCUGUGUCUGGAAGGCCCAGAUGCUGAACGAGUAUGUGGCUGUGAAAAUCUUCCCCAUCCAGAAUAAGGAUUCAUGGCAGAAUGAGAGAGAAGUGUUCAUGACACCAGGCAUGAGGCACGAAAACAUCCUGAGGUUCAUCGGAACAGAGAGACGAGGGAGUCACCUGGAGACUGAACUGUGGCUCAUGACUGAGUUCCAUGACAGGGGCUCUCUGUCAGACUUCCUAAAGGGAAACGUGGUGAGCUGGUCCGAAAUGUGUCACAUCGCCAUCUCGAUGGCGUGCGGCCUGGCGUACCUUCACGAGGACCUUCCUCGACACAAGGGAGAGGGACACAAACCGGCCAUCGCUCACAGGGAUUUUAAGAGUAAGAACAUCAUUUUACGUUCAGACCUCACCGCAAUCAUUGGAGACUUUGGCCUCGCUGUUUGCUUCGAGCCGGGGAAACCACCUGGAGAGACACAUGGACAGGUGGGCACCAGGCGUUACAUGGCUCCAGAGGUUUUAGAGGGAGCCAUCAACUUCCAGAGAGAUGCCUUCCUUCGAAUCGACAUGUACGCCGUGGGCCUGGUGCUGUGGGAGCUGGUGUCGCGCUGCAAGGCUGUCGACGGUCCGGUGGAUGAGUACAUGCUGCCAUUUGAGGAGGAGGUCGGUCAGCAUCCGUCACUGGAAGACCUGCAGGAGGUCGUGGUCCACAAAAAGAUGCGACCGGUUUUGAAAGAUCUGUGGCUCAAACACAGCGGUCUGGCUCAGAUCUGCGAGACGGUGGAGGAAUGCUGGGAUCACGAUGCUGAGGCUCGCCUGUCAGCUGGCUGUGUGGAGGAGAGGAUAUCGCAGGCCCGCCGCCUCACUGCCGCCAUCACUCCGCCUACCUCUGACCACAACGCCCUGCUGGUCUCCUCCACCACAUCUGUCACCAUGGUAACUAAUGUGGACCUGCCACCCAAAGAGUCCAGUAUAUGAGGAUGAUGCAGAAAGAAGCAAGAAAAACCGGAAACAUCACUUCUUUUUUUUUUCUUAUAAUUAGAGCUCUUGUGAUUUUUGGUUUAAGUUGUUUAAAAAGAUAAAAAUGACAACUGACUGACAGUAAAACACAAGCGUGCACACGCAGCAGAUCAUCUUUUCUCAGUGGAUUUCUAACGGCAGAACCAGAAACCUGGUGUGAACGCAGCUGCUAUUUCAUCUCUUUUUUUUUUUUCGUUUUUUGUAACGCUAAUUUUUGUGGUUUCCUCUCUUCUUCUGGACAGAAACUACCAGCACGUCCUUGUUUUCCUUCCAUUUUCCUCUGAGUAUUGACUCAUUGCGUGUUUUUAUGAGAAAACAAAGCUGAAACACAUUCAGGUCCCGACUCAGUGAAUGCUCUUCUGUCUGCAGGUACUUCAGCCACAACUCUUUGUUUUUUUAUUCAUUUUACUCUCUUUUACUCAUCCUCCAUAUCUGGAUUUUAUCUACCUACCUGUUGUCACCUAGAAACCACCAAUUAUCAGGUGACUGUUGGGAUGUUUUGUGUUUUUUUAUUUUACUACAAUGCUGCAAAAUCUUUUGUAGGACACAAAGACUGUUACUCAGCAAACAGAAACCGACAGCAAACUGUAAAAGUUUUAGUUUUUCUACCUUUUCUUGGACUCUGUUUUUAUUCUUUCCACGUAACCAUGCGCUAAUAUUCACACACAACAAACCUUCGGAUCCAACGGGUCGCAUCCAAAACGAGGGGAAGCAGGAAGUGAGGUCAGAAGGAAAACAGAAACUGGACAGUGAUUGUUUUCAGUGAGGACGUUUCCGUUUUCUGGUGUUUUUGAGUUCAGCUUUUCUGGUUUUGAGGCUGAAGACUGAGAGAACACUGACGGGAUAGGCUGUCAGACGGCAAACGUUGUGCAUGCAGAGAUUCUGAUUGGCCGAUUGCACUCAACCGCAGCAUUUUGGUUGGCUCAGAAAUAAAACUUCUCAGGUAACCAGGUCUACAUGGGUCGGGUGGGAGUGGAUUAUACUGUCUGGAAGGGGCGGGGUUAAUUUCAGAUAUGGCUGAUGGAAGCCUGUAGUGGGAGGGGCUUAUCUGAGGGUGCUUAAGCCUGUUGGCUGUCCUGAAUAUGUAAAUUUGCAAGGUGCCCAAAACAUGGGGAAACACAUGUUACCCUCAAAACUGGUGCAAGACCUCAUGGUGCAUAGUGUGUUGUAUGCAUUUAGGUCCAUGUGUGUGAGUGUGUGUGAAGAGUGACAUGAAGUGACAGAUGUUUUAUUUGAUUUAUGUUAUUGUACUAUACCUGCUGGUUUGUCUGAUUGUCUGCUUUUGUAUUACUUGGAGGCGAGUGAGGGGCCUGUGGCUUUUGACUUCCACCAGUGCCACCAUGUGGCGGAACUGCAGUACUGCAGUAAUGAGCUCUUUUCAGGCUUACGUCUCGUGUCUUAACUGGACAGAGCAAUAUGUAAUUUUAAAUCCAGUUUUACAGUUUCUUUUUUGGGAUCUGUCUCAAGUUUGCAGCUUAACAAAACAAACAUUAGAACACAUCAUUGAGUUUCACUCAAGUUUCCGUCAGGAUUUUUAAACACUUAUCACAGUAUUAUAUGAGAACAUUCCUGUGGGAAUGAUCAGCGUAGAAAAAAUGUAUUAAAUUUAGCAAAAAUAAAUAAAUAAAAAACAAGUUUUUACAUUCACCUGAAGAUAGUACAGAACAUGUGAGUCUGCUGUCCGUGGUGCUGAAACCACAUCCCCUGUAGUAAGUCAGUCCCAUCGAAAUGAUCGCCUGCACCUUAGUUUGGAAUUGUAUUCACAUUAUCAGCAAAAUUAUAAAAUACACCAAUGAUAAAUAUUACUGUGGUCAGGCCUAAUUAUAAGUUCACCCACGGCCUGGGCUGUAAAAGUGAUUUUUAUUAGUUUUCCACAGUUAGAAACUUGUAAUGACCUGUUCAGUAAUACACCACCAAUGAGCACUGGGGUUGGCUACUUAAAUCCUUUUUGUGAGUAUAUAGUUUUUGUUCAGGUUGAGAUACAGUAUUAUAGUUUUUUAAUUUUCUUGGCAGGUGUACAGACUUCAAACAGAAGAUAAGCAGUGAUGUGUGAGACUGAAACAUGUGGCAACACAUCAAAAUCAGAAGGACCUAAGUUAUUAUUAUCUAGUGCUAUUUUUGCAUAAUAAUGACUCUUUGCUUCUCUGUAAGGACAUUUCUCUCUAGUGUGUUUUCUAAACAUCUUUUAAAAAAGCCUACCAGCCAGAGGCCUUAAGUAUAAAUGUAAACAUUUAAUGUAAACAUGGAUAAUCACAGAAGGAAUCAGUGCAAAGUCAUUUCAAAUGGUAAAGAAAUAUGUUUGGGGAAUUUAAAUUUAAUGAACAAAUAAACACACGACACUGACAAAUUAUUGCUAUUCUCUUCAUUUAAGAGAUGUCACAAACCUUAUGGGAAAUCAAAUAAAAUCUCACCUGAAAGUGGACUAUUUUUAGAGCUCUUCUCCAAAGAGUGCCUCAGAUGAGAGUUUUCAGUGGAGCUCAUCGGCUUUUCAGGCUCCCCUUCGCUUUCCUGCAAUUUAAACCACAAACACAUCAAACACUCUUGUCAUAAACCAGAACUGUGGACGUCUCUACUUGCUUUUCUGGUUCUGUUUGGAUCUUCCUCCUCUGAUCUGAGUUUAGCUACCAGUUAACAGCCGCUGCUCUGUAUGUUGUGGAUUGUAGUGGCAGCCACUGAUCACACUAGAUGCAGGUUUACUCACUUUAAACCGGCCUGAUGAGCAUUUUCAGUUAAGAUUCAGCUCUGAGGUUUGCUUUAAAUUGACUUUUGGAUGGAAGCACAGUUAUUGUUUUCAUGUGGGAUUUAUUGAGAUAAAGAAAAAUCCAGAUUUCUGUUCCUUCAUUUAGUCAGGAGCGGAAACGUGUCUGCAGACUGAGAUGCUUGGUGAUUGGUUUAAAAUGAGUCCUGAUUUUCUAUUUAACCAAAAGCUGCAAAAGUCAGAAGUCAUCAGGUGCCUCCUCACUUUCCCUUUCUAUUUUAUUUUAUUUCCCUUCAACCGGGACCAAAACCGAGGCGAGUGACAGUCGCCUCACACAGUUCAGAAACUCACUUCAUCCUUUGGGUUCAGGCUGGCUGACGCUAACGAUAUGAGCUGGAAACACAAGCGAGGAACUGUGUUGCUUUCUUUGUGUGCUUUUGUAUUUGUGUUUCUUCUGUGAUGCCAUACAUGUAACGGUGAAUGUCUAUGAUGCUGCUGCUGAUCAUGACGAUGAUGAUGAUGAUGAUUCAAAAUGAAUAUAUUUCUGUCUAAUGUUUUGUUGUUGUUAGUUUUACUUUGGCUGCAUCGAACUCAUGCAUCUCUGUGAUGGAAUCGGUGUGGCGAAGGGGAAGCAUUAGAGCAGGAAAGGGCAACUGCGGUGCUCCAGGGCCCCUGUCCUGCAGGUUUUAGAUGGUUUCCUGCUCCAACACACCUGGUUCAAAUAAAUGGAUCCAACAGCUUGGUGUCAAGUUCUGCAAAAAUCACCCAUUGAUUUGAAAUAGAAAAAGCAUCAAAGCCCUGCAGGACAGUGGCCCCUCGGGGACCAGUUACCCAUCCCUGCAUUAGAGGAACUCUGAUUUAUGAACAAAUGGAAAAGAUGGAGAAAAACGUAAAACUAGGUGGAAACAACUGUGCUCAUGAAGCACAGAUCACCUCAAUACAGCAGAAAUACCUCAGAUGACUUUUCUAUGUGUUAAACUUGUUUUUAGAUGUUAUUAGUUGGGUUAGUCACAUAUUUGAUUGUGUGUGUUUUAUUUUGGAUCGAUUGAUUCGAGAAGUUAAUAUAGUACAUGCAAGACUCAAACCUGGAAAUAAUGCAAAGUUUCUAAUGUUUAAACUGCCAACAUCAGGAAAUCACCUGGACUGAGCUCCUUCAUCAUCCUCUCCUCUCACUUUCCUACCUUUACUCCUCAUCUCCUCGUCUCGUUUCCUUUAAUCUUCUCUGUCCUUUACUUCAUCUUCCCUCAUCACCUUUGGUCUCACAUCUUUCUCCUAGAUGUGCGUUACUCUUUUUCACUUAUAUAAACUUACUUGUCUUUAUUAUUUGUUUUUCCCCCUUAAAGAUAAAGUUUCAUCAUUCGCUCUGUCUUCAUCUAAUUUUGCUCCAUUACCUUCUGUUAUUACCAUUACCUUCCAAGUCUUUUUGUCUCAGACUAAUCUGGCCUGAUCCCAGCAUGCAAACAAAGAAAUGGACAGGACAGAGAUUAAGAUCCAGAUGUUUCCAGGUGUUUUCAAGAACGCAUUACCUCAUUACAGCCUCCUGGGUGGCAAUGGUGUGUUUGAAAGAUGACAUUAGACUGUGACAGCAGGAGGUUAAGCUAUGGCGACGACUUAUUACCUAAAACCUUGAAUAAGUGUUUAGCUGCAGUUUUACAUCGAAGUUUUAAAGGACUCGCUGAGGAAAGUGUCUUACUGUACUUGUCAUUAUACUGCUUCACAUCCUUCCUCCUCCUGUGACAGUUGUUACCCCUCCACCUUCAUGUAUGAUCCUACAAGAGGCCUCUGAAAAAGCUUACAGCAAACAAUACACACCUUCGUCAUCACUGGGAGGAGCGACUUUGUGAGGCAAGCAUCAUAGAAAUCAGCUCAAGAGACAGAACGCUGCUUCAUGGCCUUAUGUUCAGUUUCUUCCCAGAUCAUAGUAGAAAUCAGUCUGAGAGGCGGACAUCUUUACCAACCCCUUUUCACCCAGAUUAGGAUGAUGAUGAGGUGAUGUGGAAUGUAAAACGUGUACUUUAUGUUUCUCUGGUUACAAACAUGUACUACUGAUUUAACUAAUGCUAUAAAAACAAGUAAACGCUAAGAAGUAGUUUCCAUUACUGUUAAAAAAAAAAAGAAAAAAAAGAAAAAUGUUUGGGAAGGCUGUUUUUUGUCUUUUUAAUAUAUAAAUAUAUUUGUGUAUUGAAUACAGAGCAGAGGGAGUUAAUAGGAGCUGUUUAAAGGUUCCAGUGGUGGUUUUCAUUUUCUCAUUUUAACUCUGAGAUCGCUGUAACAUCGUCGUUUAAUUUACGAUCUGAUGGAAAUCUCCUCAUUAAGAAUUAUCCCCUUGUUUUUAUUUUUUUACUGUGGUGAUUUGUAGAGAAAAACACGCGUGGAGCUCGUUAGAUCUGCUAGAAAAGAAAAAGUUGUGUGUUUGUGCGUGUGCGGCGUCUCUUUUCGUAACUAUUUUCAUAAAUGUAUUGUAUAUCUCUCUAUUAAUAUCUUCCUCUCUCUCCACUCAGUGCCAGGAUCAUUAUUGUAUGAAUGAAUGUAGUUCUAGUCCUCAGUGCAACGACGCCAACUACACACACACACACACACACACACACACACACACACACAC